Andrographis paniculata is the source of this 3433-nucleotide messenger RNA. RefSeq lists its product as uncharacterized. The transcript has 8 exons. Lineage: Eukaryota; Viridiplantae; Streptophyta; Magnoliopsida; Lamiales; Acanthaceae. The record is from RefSeq and is a predicted model, not a curated record. Gene Ontology annotation, cellular component: ribonucleoprotein complex; cytosol. Bases 119 to 1810 code for a protein of 563 amino acids. Gene Ontology annotation, molecular function: mRNA binding.
CUGAUUUACAGUGAUCUGACUCGAUCCACAGGUUGGAUUGCGUUUCGUUAUUCGUUAUUAUGAGUUGCUUCGGUCCCAAUCGGACCAUGUGUUCGAGUUGUACAAUCAGACCAGCUCCAUGAUCCGUGUCGAUGGAGGAGUGUUUUCUAUGGCAAACGGUAAAGAGAAUAUCCGUCGACUACUCUCGUCGGUGAAUUCCCCUGAUGUAGUUGAAAUCAAGACAAUAGACACUCUUGCCUCAAUAGAGGGAGGGGUUCUUGUGACUUUCUCUGGUGUCAUAAAAGCUUUCGAUAGAUCAAGGCCGUUUAGGCAAAUCUUUAUCAUCUCUCCAUAUGGGAUGGGAGAGGACGACUAUCUCCUAGAAAACGACGUGUUCUUAUAUCUUGAUAGUGAGAUGCUUGAACUUUCUCAGCCAGCAGAGCAACAUAACUUUGUUCUUCAGCCUUCUACAUCGCGCCAUCAUUCACCAAUUAUAUUUGGCCAGCGGGUUAAUCCCCAGUCUCUUGCUUGGCACCAUCCUUUACCAGGUAUCAUUGGCCAUGGGUUGGAUACUCAACCUUCUACGUCACAAAGUGGUUCACCAGGUAUAAUUAGCCAGGGGGUUGAUGCUCAGCCUUCUACCCCGCACCAUGAUUCACCAGAUGUAAUUGGACAGGGGGUUCAGCCUUCUACUUUGAUCCAUGGUUCAUCAAGUAUAAUUAACCAGACUGUCGGUUCUCAGCCUUCUACUCCACACCAUGAUUCACCAGAUGUAAUUGGACAGGGGGUUGAUUUUCAGACUUUUACUUUGAUCCAUGGUUCAUCAAGUAUAAUUGACCAGACUGUUGGUUCUCAGCCUUCUACUUUUUCCCAUGGUUCAUCGGGUGUAAUAUCCCAGGGGGUUGAUUUUGAGCCUUCUACUUUGCCACCAGAUAUAACUGACCAGAGGGUUGAUUUUUUGCCUUCUACAUUUUCCCAUGGUUCAUCAAGUAUAAUUGACGGGACGAUUGAUUCUCAGCUUUCUACUUUGCCUCAUGGUUCACCAAGUGUAAUGGGCCAGGGGGUUGAUUUUCAGCUAUCUACUUUGCCCCAUGGUUCACCGGUUAUAAUUGGGCAGAGGGUUUAUUCUCAGCCUUCUACUUCGCCUCGCUGUUCACUAGAUAUAGUUCUCCAGAGGGUUGACUCUCAGCCUUCUACAUCAUCUUGUCAUUCACCAAGUAUCAUCGACCAGAGGGUUGAUUCUCCAUUUUCUACUUUGCGCCGUCCUUUUGAGGCACCAGAUACCGACUCUCAGGAGUAUCACCCGGAGGUGCCUGAGCUCCACCCUCCAUCAGAUGAGUUCCAAGAGCCAAUUGAUAAUAAAAAUUUACAUGACUAUCUCUUCAUGGAUGCAUUGGAAAAACUCGAAAAGGCACAGUUACAUGACUAUCUUCCCAAAGAUAGAUUGGAAGAACCCGGAACGCCGACUUAUGCUUCUGUAUUGCGGCAUGGAGCAAAAUCCACAAGUGCACUGCAAUACGCAGCCCCCAGUCGGCCACAGUCCCGAGUUGUCUCCAAGCAAGAAACAUGGCCGCCUAAAGAAGUAAAGGCUGUCUGUCUGAAAAACUUGCCUCAUACAGCCACGUUCGCUAAAAUUUAUCAAACAUUUAAGAAGUUUGGGAAGAUCAAGGCUGAUGGAGUCGUCUAUAGGAACCAGCCGGAAUCUGGAAGUUGCUAUGCGUUUGUUGAGUAUGAAGAUCGUCAGAGUGCUUGGAAUGCAAUCCAGGCGUAUUCGGUUAAAUUAGAUGGACAAGACGUUUUCAUACAUGAGAGAAGAGAAAGAUAUUGGUAGAAGUACGUACACUAUACAAAAUAUUUCGAUAUUAGAUGGUUCUAACCACAUUUUACAAUUAUUUUGUUGGUGCAGAGAAGUCUGAUAGUGGGGCAAGAGAAGCUUUUCUUGGUUGCAUUUUUACCAAACAAUCGAAGAGGUUCGGACACCAUUCCCAUGACAAAAUAUUGCUGUAAUUCGACGACAAACAUGAACCUAAUGUGGCUACAAACAUAGCAUUGCUAUUCGAAAAUAUGAAAGAAUAUAUGCUGUGUUGAUAAAUGCAUAUCCAAUCUUCACAAUUUAUUCACUCACCUUUAAAAUCUUUCAGUUCCUUUUUAUUUUCUUCAUUGAUUGAUUAAUCAUCUAAACAUUCAUUUUACUCUUAGGCAGAUGCCGAGGCGACGAAGCCCUGGUGCAACACCGGCUGCAAGUCCCGGGUAAUUCCAUCAUCUUCUUCCUCCUCGUCUUCCUCUGCAUCCCAUAAGAAGCUAGCAUAGGCUGCGUGUACAUGGCUGCACAUAAUAGACAUGAUGUAAUUACAAGAAGAUCAAUAUAUCAUUUACUUGUGUCCAUUACAAAUGGUUUUUGUUUCUCUAACCUGUCGUCUGAUGAUGCCUGAAUUGCUCUUUCGAAAUAAUCGGCUGCUCUUUUGUUGUCAUGGUGAAGCUCCCAUAUUAACUUGGCAUAUUUGGACAGGAUUUCUCCAUCUUUUGGAUCUGCUAAGAUUGCCCUUGAAUAAUACUCUUCUGCUGUUUGUAGAUCUCCCUUUUCCUGCUCACAGAUUAGAAAUUAGAACACCAUUGUUACAAUGAUUUUGGAAAUUGGUUAGAACAGUGCAAGAAAAUGAUUGACUUGCCUGAUGCAAGAAUUGGGCAUAGUUUCUAAGGACCAUAGGGUUCCCUGGAUCUCCCUCUAACAUCUUCUUGUAGUGUUCUUCCAUUGUUGGCCGGCCGCCAUUGCCGCCGCCGCCGCCCUCGGCAACCACCGGAGGCCUGUAACUUCCGCCGCCGCCGCUGUUGCCGCCAAUGUCGGCGGUUAAGCUCAGCCCGGACACACCUAGCCCUGUUGCAAGGUACAUCCUCCCCUCUUCCAUAACUAUGUUCGAUGAUUUAGCGAGAAACCCUUCCAAUUCGAAUUCUUGAUGUUCUUGUUCUUCUUCUGGUUCGUCGUCACUGUCGGAAUUAGUUCCCAGGUGAGUCGAGAAGGAUGGAAUAGCCUCCAAGCUUCGAAAAUUGGUCUUUCUUGCAGGCUUUUUGGACAGGCUGAACUCAUCGGCGCCGGCGCCGGCGACCAAAUCCCCCAAAUUACCCUCCGACUGCGCCCGCCGGAAGCGACCGCCGUCGACCCCUUUGGCCUCGCCGACAGAAGGGGAAUAUUGAAACAGUGGCUUCCCGUGAGAUCCUCCAUUGUUAUUAUUAUUGAGACAUGAAAUCUUCGAUCCUGAGGUGUGUCUGUGUGUGCAGCCAUGGAGUUCCGACAGGUGCUGGUGGCUAUUGCUGCUCGGACUGUCGGAGAAUGACGCAAGAAGAGACCCGAGAAUCGGCGUCGACGAGCUUCUCAACAUCAUAUUUGUUUUCCGGUGAACUUCUUCUUCCCCAAUGAAAUCAAUUGAGAUCUGAAUUGAAGAAAAAAAAAACUAAA